This is a messenger RNA of Pieris macdunnoughi, 285 nucleotides long. The record is from the annotation of a GenBank genome assembly. Lineage: Eukaryota; Metazoa; Arthropoda; Insecta; Lepidoptera; Pieridae.
AUGCCUUUAAGUAGUAAAUCGUUGCGCCGGCGCAGACAGAACUCCGAUAAGUAUGCGAUGGAUCCCGCCCGGGAAUUGAACCUGCGAUUCGCGAGACCGAGACAUCGACCCUUCGCGCAGCCGCCCGCCAAGGCGGAGUCCAGCCGGUCGGGCUCGUCAUCGUCGGGCUCCCCACCUCCCGCGGGGAGCUCGCCGGCGCCCCCGCCCCCCGCGCCUCCCCCCACCGCACCGACCCACAACGCCGCCAGGGCCAGGCGAUUCCGGCCGCUCUCCAUCGCGCCCUAG